Messenger RNA from Vespula pensylvanica (western yellowjacket), 4333 nucleotides. RefSeq names its product dipeptidase 1-like. The record is from RefSeq and is a predicted model, not a curated record. Lineage: Eukaryota; Metazoa; Arthropoda; Insecta; Hymenoptera; Vespidae. The transcript is spliced from 12 exons. Gene Ontology annotation, biological process: proteolysis. Gene Ontology annotation, molecular function: metallodipeptidase activity. The coding region runs from base 347 to 2257 and encodes 636 amino acids.
AGAGAGAGAGAGAGAGAGAGAGAGAAAGAGAGAGAGUAAGAGAAAGAAGAUCGAACAAAAUAAGACGAUGGACCCGUAUCAAGAGGAACAGCAACGACAGCAACGACUGCAGAAGCAUCGUCACCAGCGACAGCUGGUAAUAGAGACAAAGUUCGUUGACGUAAAGCCGAUUAAGUAUCGCGUCGUUCGUGCGAGGAUUGUCCUGUGAUCGGCCUGAUAGACCUGUUACUGGAAAAUCGAAAGAGAUAGAGAGAGAUAGAUAUAAAGAGAGAGAGAUAUAUAUAUAUAUAAAGAAAGAUAAACAGAGAUAAAAGAUAGGUCGAAGAGUUAGAAAAACGGCUGGACGAUGCAUCACAGUGGAGGUGUUGGUUACGGCAGUGGCCCUCAAGAACGAGUACAUCAGGUGCCUCGUACUGCUACCCAAACCGACAAGUAUCCCUUCGAGGGUUAUCAAGGCCAGAUACCGGAUUGCUGUGCUGCUGCUGCGGCUGUCCAGGACCCCUAUCCUAGACCACCGAGCGGUUACGAUGGCAGGUGCUACGAUGAAUAUCAUCGUACGACGCCUUAUCAAGACGAUUCCUAUUCUCAGGAUGUGCCCCCGACCUUCCAUCGACCUCAGUCCAGACUGGGAUACGAGGAAUGUCCACAAUCUCGCGUGGGAUAUACCUCGGAUUCCAGGUGUGCCAGUGGACUCGGGUACGAUGACACGGGCGGGGGUUACCUGGAUCAGACUGACCCAAGGAUGUAUUGCACCGGCGGUUAUUGCAUGGGGGAUACGAUGAUGGCCACUAGCAGAGGUGUCUGCGGCGAGGAAGUUGAACUCGACAUGCGGAGGCAUAUUCAAGCUUGUGCCUGCACUUGUAAUCAUAUGGGAUAUGGAAAUUACAUGGACUAUCAGACUACGUGCCUAACACAACUGCCAGACGUGGCACCGUGCAAUGGCACCGUGCGACUACCACCACCGUGCGAAGACUCGCCAAGUAGUGGAAGCAGCAAGGAUCGUAUGGACGAGAGUCCUCGUAGAAGAUGCCGAGUCUUGACGCCUAUCCUUCUUCUGAUAGCGGCUUUGCUUCUUGGUGGUUUAUGCUUACCACUCCUGUUACAAUCCGUACCUGUCACGCAUCAGCAGAGACUGGACGUGAUAAGAAGGAUUCUCACUGAAGUGCCUCUAAUCGAUGGGCAUAACGAUUUGCCCUGGAACGUGAGAAAGUUCGUACAUAAUCAACUGGGCGAAGUUAACUUGAGUAGCGAUCUCGGUAGAGUGGACCCUUGGGCCAGGUCAGACUGGAGUCAUACAGAUAUUCCUAGAUUGCGCGCUGGCCUCGUUGGUGCACAGUUUUGGUCCGCCUACGUUCCCUGUGAUGCGGCUCAGCUAAACGCAGUUCAACUUUCUCUAGAACAAAUCGACGUAAUUCGUCGGCUUGCCGAGAUGAAUGCUCAACACUUAACUCUGGUUACUUCUGUCAAGGGCCUGAUCGAGGCACAUCGCGAUGGAAAAAUUGCAAGUCUGAUAGGAGUCGAAGGUGGUCAUUCUCUUGGGAACUCCUUGGGUGUUCUCAGAACGUUUUAUGGCCUUGGGGCACGAUAUCUUACUUUGACACAUGCUUGUGACACUUCCUGGGCAGUAUGUUCAGUUGGCGAGACGAAUAACACUCAAGAUGAGACACCUGGGCUCAGUGAAUUUGGAAAGGCGGUGGUAAGGGAAUUGAAUAGGUUGGGCAUGCUAGUAGAUCUCUCUCAUGUUUCCACAAGGACGAUGAGAGCAGCACUGCAAACGACUAGGGCACCAGUGAUUUUCUCCCACAGUGCUGCAAGGGCACUCUGUAAUUCCAGUAGAAAUGUACCGGACGAUGUACUCAGGAAUCUAGCAAAAAAUGGUGGAGUGGCGAUGGUUCCGUUUUAUACGUACUUCAUAACGUGCAACAACACCGCCACCAUUAAGGAUGUUAUUGCACACAUUAAUCACAUACGAAAGGUGGCGGGGAUCGAUCACGUUGGGAUAGGAGCUGGCUUCGAUGGAAUAAAUUUCACUCCUACUGGCCUGGAAGAUGUAUCGAGAUACCCUCAAUUACUGGCAACGCUGUUAGAAGAUCCAUCGUGGACCGAAGAAGACAUCAAAAAAUUAGCUGGCCUCAAUUUACUAAGGGUAUUCGCUAAAGUCGAACAGGUACGCGAUGAAUGGCACAGAGCUGCGGUUUUACCAGUGGAUAAAAUUAGUCCACCAGAUAAUUCGGCCUGUGCAUAUGGAGCGUCCUGAUCCUCUUCCUUACGUGCGUUGACAUCAGGAUAUUUGGAAUUCGUACGAUCGCCGAAAAUACGACAUGCCUUGCGCUUCUAUAAGACCUAUUAAGAAGUGCAAACAUGAGGGAAAAAAAGAAAAAAAAAGAGAAACCGAGAGUUUGUUCCUUUACGAAAAAACUCCUUCCUGGUCUUCCAAAGACCCUAUCGCGCCUUAAUGGAAAAGAAAGAUUGAUGGUUAUUACAUUAUCUGGAAGAAACACCUUCAGAACAUGUACGUUUCCUCUAUCAACGACUAUCACUUUCUAUUUCCUCCAAUUAAAAUAUAACGCGACGAAUAUAUAGUUAGAUUUUAUUUUAAUUUCUAUCAAUUUUCACGUGUGAGUUGUUUUCUUUUUUUUUUUAUACAUAUAUAUAUAUAUAUACAUAUAUAUAAAUAUAUACAUAUAGAUAUACAUAUACACUUAAACCUCGUAGAAAAUUCUUCUAACCAAAAGCUCACACAUUUGAAAACAUUUUAUUAAUACGUUCUGAAGGUGUAUGAGACACGUGUGUAUAUGCAUGCAAGGAUGAAUGUCCUUUCGUGAAUGACUUCUAUAGAUGCGGACAAUCGACCUGACAGAAUCGUUUUUUGAGAGAAAUGAACCAGCGCCAGACCCGGCGAUUUUAAAAAGAGUCUGAGACUAAUGAUUUUUUUAUACUUUUAUCUUCGAGUAAGUAAUUCAAUAAGCUGUACGACGAUGAGAAUCUAAUCUACAUGUAAUUGUAGGACACGCGAUAUAUUCGAUUUGUGUGCAUAAGGAAUUCUACGAAAUCAAUUUGAACGUGAAAUCAAUUCGUAUAUAUACCUACGUGUUGCAAUAAGAAACAAGAAUUUAUUUGUAAUAUUUUUCAAAGUUAACUUCUCUUCAUUUUUCUACUGCCGGGAAGGAUCAUUAGAGAUACCAUUAAUACGUGCAAUAUAAGGUACAAAGUUUGACCAGUUGACACACAAUUUAUUAAAUACACGUCGAAUGAUCGAAGUUGAACCAAAAAAAAGAAGAAAGGAAGAAAAAGAAAAGGAGAAAAAGAACAAAAAUAUAAAUCAAAUGCUUUUAAAAUUAAGUUCGAGGCAACAGUGGAAAAUCGUUAUCACAUAUCUUAAUAAUUUAACAUUUGGCUUCCAUUGUGCUUCUAAUUCUUUACUCGAUAUUCCAAAAGUCCGGUAUUAAAAAGCUCAAGUUUAUCUUCGAACAUAACCAUUAGCAUCAAUUAAUCGAUCAGAUUAUACCAAAAACACAUAGAGGAGAAACAAUUUUUAAUUAGAAAGAUAAAUUUUAAGACUCGCUUCUGUUAGUAAAAGAAAAAAAAAAGAAAAAAGAGAAAAAAGAAAGAAAAAAAAUGUCUAAUUCUAUCAUGUAGGUAUGUUAGCUUUACCUUGAAAGAAUUACUUUAACAGAUUAGUAAACUGAAGAACGACCUAUUAACGUCAUCAUUAACAUUAAACACUGCCGAACCGCACCAUUCUAUAAGACCCUUCAAAAUACCAACGUCAUUCGAAAUAAACUAUUAAUAAGUUAACGUACCAACAGUUUGAACCAACAAUAAAUAUUUCAUUUCGUGCCAAUGAAGAAGAAAAUGGUCGCGGUGUAUGAAAUGUUUCUAAUACAUCUUGUAUAAUAAAACUACAACCUACGCACUUUCAUACGAAUAAAUCAUACGUAACUUAAUAAUAUCGAGUGAGAUAAACGAUUAAGUGUUUCUUGAAAUUAAUUUUAAACUUAUUACAUUCAUAUAUCCAAUUGUUUAUUUUAUAAUAAUAUAAAUUUAUUUAUAAAUUCUCAUUGUAAAUAUCCUAUGUAAAAUUAGAAAGGAAACAUAUUUCACAUUUUAUUAACGAACCGUUUAAAAGAAAAAAUAAAUAAAUAAAUAAAUAAGACGAUAACUCAAUCGUUUAUUGCAUUCGCAACUUUGCAAAAUAGUAUGCAUGAAUAAUCGAUAAGAAUCGGUAAUGAUAAAUAUGUAUUAUGUGAGUAGACAAAAAAAUCGAACGAAUUAAUGCGAUGUGCAAUGUGUAUGUGUGUGUGUGUGUAUAUAUAUAUGUAUAUAUAUAUAU